This is a messenger RNA of Tarenaya hassleriana, 3446 nucleotides long. Its product is annotated as kinesin-like protein KIN-14G. Bases 266 to 3250 code for a protein of 994 amino acids. NCBI's taxonomy places the organism in Eukaryota, Viridiplantae, Streptophyta, Magnoliopsida, Brassicales, Cleomaceae. The record is from RefSeq and is a predicted model, not a curated record. Gene Ontology annotation, biological process: microtubule-based movement. The transcript has 20 exons. Gene Ontology annotation, molecular function: ATP binding; microtubule motor activity; microtubule binding.
CUCUCUACGCUUUUUCAUCAGAGAGAGAGAGUGGUAAAGGGGAAAGGCGAGAAAAUGAGAGAGAAAGUGAGGGAAAAUUCAUUUCAAAGGGCCUUUCUCUUUCGUCGCGCUUAUUCUCUCCCUAUAUAAACCGCAAACUUCUCUCUUCGUUCUUCACCUAGAAUCUCCUUCCUUCAAUUAAACGACUUGACCUGAAUCGGCUUUUGAUCCUUGGGUUGGGGGAUUUUUUUUUUCCGGGUGAGAUUUCGUUAUUCGAUUAUUGUCCAUGGAAAUGGCGACAUCGGAGAGCAACGAUCUCCAGUUUUCCGUAGUAUCCAUUGUGGAAGAUGUUCUCCAACAGCAUGGAACUCGAUCGAGUGACGUCUGUUUGGCACCACGGAAAGUCGAGGAAUCUUCUUUGAGAAGAUAUGAAGCCGCAGGGUGGCUAAGAAGAAUGGCCGGAGUUAUUGGCGGUAGAGAUAUGCCGGCAGAACCCGAUGAAGAAGAUUUCAGGCUUGCAUUGCGAAGCGGUAUCAUACUCUGCAAUGUUCUUAACAAAAUCAAUCCUGGAUCCGUGCCAAAGGUUGUCGAGGCACCGAGCGAUUCUGCAGAUGGGGCUGCUCUUUCUGCUUUCCAAUACUUCGAAAACAUCAGGAAUUUUCUGGUUGCAGUAGAGGAAAUGGGUUUGCCAUCUUUUGAAGCUUCUGAUCUGGAGAAGGGAGGCAAAUCUGCAAGGAUAGUGAAUUGUGUUCUCGCACUUAAAUCCUACGACGAGUGGAAACAGAACGGUGGAAUCGGUUCAUGGAGAUACGGAAUGAACAUUAAGCCUAAUUGUGGAUUUGGAAGACCAUUUUUAAGGAAAACUUCAGAGCCAUUUAUGAGUUCCAUAUCAAGAACCAAGUCUGCAGACAGUUCAUUAAGUGAUCAGCCUCAUUGUUCCGAUCUUGGACAAGAACUUAACGAAGGAGGAGAUUCUAGAUCCAUAAAUGCGCUUGUUCGCUCUUUUCUUUCAGACAGAAAGUCUGAAGAAAUUCCGACAAUCGUGGAAUCUAUGUUGAACAAAGUUAUGGAAGAGUUUGAACGGCGCUUAUCAAUCCACAGUGAAAUGAUGAAGACAAGUUCAAAGCAUCCAGAAGAUGACUCAUACUGUGACACAAAGGUAAAUCUUCAGCAUUGCGUCGUUAGACAACAGGAGGAGACAGAAGAAGAUGUUCUGUCACAGCUCGAUAAUGAAAAGUUUCGAAGAGAAAAUUCCGAAAAUUAUGAAGAAAGGGAGAUUCUUCUGAAACAACAGAGAUUUAUCCAGGAACUGAAGCAAUCACUAAACGUUACAAAAGCAGGAAUGCAACUGUUGCAGAUGAAGUACCAAGAAGAAUUCUCUAAUCUAGGCAAACAUCUUCAUGGUUUAGCGUACGCGGCCACGGGUUACAAAAGGGUUCUUGAAGAAAACCGCAAGUUAUACAAUCUAGUGCAGGACCUGAAAGGGAAUAUAAGGGUGUACUGUCGGGUCAGACCAUUCUUGUCGGGUCAACCAAAUGUUUUGAGUACAGUGGAUCAUAUGGAAGAAGGAACUAUCACGAUCAGAUUGCCGGCAAAGUAUGGGAAAGAAGGACGGAAAUUGUUUACAUUCAACAAGGUCUUUAGCCCUUCUGCAACACAAGAGGAAGUGUUUUCGGACAUGCAGCCGCUGAUCCGGUCCGUUCUUGAUGGCUACAAUGUCUGUAUCUUUGCUUAUGGCCAAACGGGAUCUGGAAAAACUUAUACCAUGACAGGACCAAAGGAACUUACAGAAGAAGGUCUAGGUGUGAACUACAGGGCACUGGCAGAUCUGUUUCUUCUGUCGAGUCAAAGGAAAGACACAAUCUGCUAUGACAUUUCGGUCCAGAUGCUCGAAAUCUACAAUGAACAAGUCAGAGAUCUCCUGGCCCCAGAUGGCCAAAACCGAAGAUUAGAGAUCAGAAACAACUCUCACAAUGGACUCAACGUACCGGAAGCGAACCUCGUGCCUGUUUCAUCAACUUCCGAUGUUAUACAUUUGAUGGAUCUUGGACAAAAGAACCGUGCAGUGAGCGCAACAGCCAUGAAUGACAGAAGUAGCCGGUCUCAUAGCUGUCUCACAGUUCAUGUUCAAGGUAGAGACCUGACCUCAGGGGCUACUCUACAUGGUUCAAUGCAUCUGGUUGACCUAGCCGGAAGCGAGAGAGUGGACAAAUCCGAGGUCACUGGAGACAGACUGAAGGAGGCGCAACACAUCAACAAGUCUCUCUCGGCUCUUGGAGAUGUCAUCUCUUCGCUUUCCCAGAAGAACGCUCAUGUCCCCUACCGAAAUAGUAAGCUAACCCAGCUGCUCCAAGACUCGCUCGGAGGAUCGGCCAAGACCCUUAUGUUCGUUCACAUCAGUCCAGAGGCAGAUACUCUCGGGGAAACGAUCAGCACUCUGAAGUUUGCUGAACGAGUUGGCAGUGUAGAGCUAGGCGCUGCACGUGUGAACAAAGACAACUCAGAGGUUAAAGAGCUCAAAGAACAGAUUGCUAGUCUUAGAAUGGCCUUAGCAAGGAAAGAAGGAGAGAGUCCUGAUGUACAAACCUCUAUAUCUGGAAACCGUGAUCGAAUAAUGAGAAGAAGAUCACUUGAAUCUCCUUCUCCGCGACCGAAACUCGCAAGUAUCGUCAACUUACCGAGCAGUCAUAAGCAACAGACUGAGGAUCUGAGUGGAUCAGAGAUUUUCAGUGAUUCUACAUCAUCAAGAAGACACAGCUUAGAUCUCCAUGAGAUAACACAAUCGCCUUCAAUGUCAUGGCCAAGCCCGUCGCUAGAUGCAAAAGACGACGAGGGAAUACCUGGAUCCGGGGAUUGGAUUGACAAAGCCAUACUGAACAAACUCGAAGAAUCAUUUCCAGACGAGCAUCCAGAUUCUCCCGAGAAAUUCUACCGCCCAGAACCACCUCUAAACAAUGGUGGCCAAGAUUUCGGAGGGCAAAGCCUUACAGAUAUCGAAUCAGAUGAAGGUAGAGCAAGCGAUUGCUCGGAUUCGGAUUUGAUGUGGCAACUAAACGUUCAAGUUAACGUGCCUAGAGUAUCUAACAUCCCAGUUAUAGCCAAUUCCAGAGCAAAGAAAACUCCUCCAAGAAACACCAAAACCCAAGAAACCAGGAAUUUUAUCCCGUCAUUGAUUCCACCACCGACCCGGAAACCUCCAAGCACCGUGACGUCACAGCUACAGAGACCACGGACUCAGCGACCAGGCAGCAGAACCGGUCAUGGCAAGUGAAACAGCUGCACAGUUUUUUUUGUAAAGAACAAAGGAAAAACACAAGAUGAUGAUGAUGUUACAGAACAGAACAUACAUAGAUGGUGUUUCAGCUCACUCUCUCUUGAACUUGAAACGCACCGUUUUGAGAAGCAGAUGAUUUCCUCCUUUGUACAUUUCUGCUUUGACAGUAUUUAAUUUAAAUAUGUAUAUAUAA